Messenger RNA from Uncinocarpus reesii 1704, 750 nucleotides. RefSeq names its product proteasome component PRE6. The record is from RefSeq and is a predicted model, not a curated record. The transcript is spliced from 3 exons. Lineage: Eukaryota; Fungi; Ascomycota; Eurotiomycetes; Onygenales; Onygenaceae. Gene Ontology annotation, cellular component: nucleus; proteasome core complex, alpha-subunit complex; proteasome core complex. Bases 1 to 750 code for a protein of 249 amino acids.
AUGGCAUCCGGCUACGACAGAGCUCUUUCAGGCACCUGCGCUGUCGGGGUGAAGGGAAAAGAUAUUGUUGUCCUGGGAUGCGAAAAGCGGUCGGCGAUGAAACUUCAAGACACCAGAAUUACUCCCUCCAAAAUCGGACUCAUCGAUGAACAUGUUUGCCUUGCUUUUGCCGGUCUGAAUGCGGAUGCUAGAAUAUUGGUCGAUAAGGCAAGAGUCGAGGCUCAGUCCCAUCGAUUGACAGUCGAAGAUCCAGUGACGAUCGAAUACAUCACGAAAUAUGUUGCCGGAGUACAGCAACGGUAUACGCAGAGUGGUGGUGUCCGACCCUUUGGUAUUAGUACGUUAGUGGUGGGAUUUGAUAACGGCGAUUCAACUCCUCGUCUUUAUCAGACUGAGCCCUCAGGAAUAUACUCCGCAUGGAAAGCCAAUGCGAUCGGCCGGUCGAGCAAGACUGUCCGGGAAUUCUUGGAACGAAAUCACAAGGAUGGGAUGGAUAGGGAAGAAACUAUCCAACUUACGAUUAAAUCGCUACUUGAGGUCGUCCAGACUGGUGCCAAGAACAUCGAAAUCGCGAUCAUGGCUCCUGGGAAACCGGUGGAGAUGCUCCCGAGCGAACAGAUUGAGACCUACGUCAAGAGCAUAGAAGCGGAAAAGCAGGAGGAAGCGGCUAAGAAGAAGACAGGAAGGACUCCAGGAACCGGAACCGCUGCGAUACUGACCCGGGGCGGUGGAGAGGGCUCCGCUAGCUGA